Messenger RNA from Petromyzon marinus (sea lamprey), 7461 nucleotides. Its product is annotated as rho GTPase-activating protein 7-like. The record is from RefSeq and is a predicted model, not a curated record. Gene Ontology annotation, molecular function: lipid binding; GTPase activator activity. NCBI's taxonomy places the organism in Eukaryota, Metazoa, Chordata, Hyperoartia, Petromyzontiformes, Petromyzontidae. Gene Ontology annotation, biological process: regulation of Rho protein signal transduction; actin cytoskeleton organization; signal transduction.
GUCAGUGCGGGUUGGUGAAGGCAGGGAGCAUAGACUCGGGUGCAUAGAAGUGCAGUACAGUACAAUGAUGGUCAUGAGUUUAUUUUUAAACAAUAAUUUCUAGCAACGUAGCUUUUGUUUCGUAGCGUUUUGUAUAUUAAUAUGUUGCUUAUCACUGGAUGGAAUUUAAUCUGAUAGAAUGAAGUGAUCAAGAUAUCCUGUAGCCAAAAUCGAAUUUAUUGCCUAAAUGGGACCAAUGUGUUCGGCUUUGAUUCUUGACACUUUUGCGUCACGAGGGCUGUAGGAUAAAACACAAUGACGAUAUGCCGCCCUCGUUACACACCCUGGCAGAAUAGCCCGACGAAAACGAAUGACACCGCUGCGUUUAGAACUGCCUGCUUCAGCAUGUAGCGGUUUUACGAGCCUGGGUUCUGUGCGGGCGAUCUUUUGUUUGUUCGAAUACCUCGAGCAGACGCUUAUUUAGUUCACCAAAGACUGCCCUUAACAGACGUGGCAACGUGUCAAGUUGGGAUAGUGCCUGGUCCCAAUGUCAUUUUCCUCUUGAAAAUAACGGUUCUGCAGUUCCUACCCCCAGCACUGCUCCGCAAGGAAAAGGGUGAAGCUUAUUCGCCUUCCUGUGUGCCCCCACGUGUUUCACCAUCGCCAGCUUGCAGAGAUUUAGUGCGCCAGGUUAACAGGCUCCACAUUGAGUCUUAAAUCAAUUUAAUCUGCUGAGCAAGAUAUAUUGCUUUGUGAAACAUGCAGCGCUCAACCAUCUUAGGCGUUGCAUUUAUAAUGGGCUUGUUACAAUGAAAAUGAGGUCCGCUUCAGCCACCGUUUGUUCCGAAGUCACGCAGCGAACCAAGAGUCAAUAAUGAAGUGCACCUCGCAAACGAAGUCUGCGAACCAGGCCUGGCUCCAGCUCCUCUCGGAUUGGGGUAUGGAAUAGGAGCAUCACGCGGACUCCGGUCAUCCUCGCAGCGCCUUUAGGCUGACCAUUGAACAAAGAAGGCCACUGCAUCGCGCUUUUCGGUGCGCUUCUGCUGCCGUCUGGAACGCUCUUCCGAUAUUAAGAAGCCACUGGAGCUAUACACUUUUAAAGCUAGAUUGAAAACUAAUUUCCUUCGAACUUAUGUUGUGUUGAGUUUGUUGUCCUUCCCCCGUAUCUCCGAUGAGCACGGUUGGCUACAUACAGUCCGAAUUAAGUUCAACAUCGUACAUACAAUCAAUAGAUCGAUUGUGUGGGCCACCGUAACGGUGAUGUACCGCUACGAGAGUGGUCUUGAGUGGGCCACAGGGACGUUUCGUGGUGCCCACCUCAACAAGAGCAACGUGUGUGUGGGGGAUAACAUUGCUUGAAUUCGGGGAUUUCUAAAGACACAUUGUGACAGAGUUAUUACGCGAUGUAAAUUACCUGUAUUUGCCACAAUCCUGAUCAAGCUGGUUGUAAUCACUAGCGAAACGUCGUACUCAAAUUGUAAAUGUUGUGGGUGUGCGCUCCAAUACACCAGUGUUCUGAAGUAGUAACUAAUUGGCACGUUUUGGGUGGUGGUGGGUUAACGACAUAUUUAUAUUGACGCAAUCUUACCAAACAAAACUCUUUAUUAUGAGGACUGUACCUCUUUACUGUAUUCCAAAUACUGCACAUUGCUGUGCUGGAGUUGUUAAACUAUAUUUUAAAAUUGAAUUAAGUAUUCAAUAUGUUUCAUAUUAGUGAUUUAAUACCUCAUUGAUGACUGUGAUGUACUUCAAAGCUCUGUGUAAUCUUAUAUUAUAAAUAGUCUUGCACUUCAAAUGUUUUUGCAUGCCAUACUUUUGGAGCUGUACGUUCAGAUAUACAGUACAGUAUAUCUACAAGUCACUUACAUACCACUAUUAAUGGAAAACAUUUCAGUUAUUUUGAUUAGUUUGAAACCUGUGAAUGGAGCCGUACAAGAUUAACUUCCCAUCGUGCCAAACCUCGUAUGCCAUAAUGGGAGCGGUGCUUAGCCAACAUUGAAAAAAGGGGGCCUCAGAGGUUCUCAAACAGAGACGCGUUGUGAUACGAAUAUAGAAAUCGUACAUUUGCAGGCAUUAGUUCUGCUCUUGAGCAGGGGACACAGCGCUCUGGGCAUUUCUUCGUCAUUGUAAGUUGGAGUUUUACGCCUCAUCUGAAGCAUUGGGUUAAGAUACUGCACCAUGCACAAUACAUGUAACGUUCAUACUGCCAGUUUUUGUAGUAAAGUACAAGACUAUUACUAUUGGUACAUUUUGAGAAGAGUAUAUUUUAUCAUUGUCCAUCAAGCAAAACCUCUGUUCCAGAAAUAAGACAAUUAUUUUUAUAUGACUAUGUUGUGUGAUUCGUUAACUCCAUAUAACACUGACAAGCCUAAAUUCUGAAGGUGAAUCUCUUCUUGGAAACGGGAAUAUCAAUAUGAGGUGGAGCCUGCUUCCUCGCUUCACAUUCAAGCAAGGGAAGUGGCUGCACAUAAAUUGAAUGCCGACAAAGAAUUAUUAUAUCAUUUGUGGACGCUAUACCGGGGCACUACCAGACACCUCCUCGCUUUUCAGGCAUCGUUUUAAAAAAGAAAUCGAGCUGAGGGCAGCCUGCGAUUGGUUAUGCGCUGCAGGAUUCCCGCAGUAUGCUCAGCUCUAUAGAGAUCUUCGUUGUCCCAUAGACAUAUCCGCGGUGCACAAGGACCACGCGUAUCUGGACCAAGAUUCGUUUGAAUCUCUGUGUAGUCGCUUGAUGAUCCUUAACAAGUGUGCGUUGAUGAAGGUGGAUGUUGGUUCUUCUAAAAAUAAGGGCGACGACUCUGACGAUGACGAUAAAUGCGCCCUCAGCGAAAAGUGGGUCUUUGACGGAACCAGCCGCAAGUGGGUGCCCGUCGAGGACUUCCAGGAGAUGAGGGGACCCUGGCUCGUGAGAGGCACGAAGAGCAGCAAUGGCAGCUCGGAGACGGUGUCCUCCAGCAUGAGCACGCAGCAGAGCACCGCCACGUCGGUCCUCGACGAGCUCGAGAGCGUCGAGGACGUCGAGGGGACGCGCACGCCCCGCCCGGAGAUGACGCAGCCCCUCGUCGCCGUGGAGCACGACGAGGACGGGGCGAGGUCGUCCUGCCGGAGCUCGCCGUCGGCUCUGCCCGCGGAUCGGUGUCCCAGCGAUCGCCAGCGUGCGAGCAGCAGGGCGUGCUCAGCUGACGAGGACGGCGGUCCAUCGGUGGCCAAGGGGUUUCUGAAACGAGUGGAGAACUUGAGUUUGAAAAGACACUCGAAACGCAAAGCGGGAGCCACCAAAGAGAGGCUGCAGAUCAGCGGUCCGCUUUUGCAAGCCGGUGCAAAUGGCGAGCAUAUAAAACUAACUUCCUGUUCCUGCAAGGGCAAUGGUUCAUUGAAAAUUACGAGCAAUGGGCCCCUUGUGAAUGGUACCUCAAGCGGCGAUAAGGACGAUCUUGUGCUGUUACCAAGCAAAAUAAUCACAUCCACCCCCAACUGUUGCGACGCGACGGAUCAUUCUUGCGGCCCAGACAAAACGCAUGUAAAUUCGCCUAAAAGCAAGGCUGACAAUUGCUUUUUAAUUAGAAAUCAGAUCUUUCAGCUUCCUCAAGAUUACAAGCCUGGCACCUUCCCCCGCGUGCUGCUGUGCAAGGGCUUUCGUCCCAACAGCUGCAUGGACGAUGACGUCAACUGGCGCACGGGGAGCUUCCACCUGCGCGGCAAGAGCAGGGUGUCAUCGGAAGACCGUGGCGGCGGCCACGGUGACGCUCGGGGCUACAAGGGCCUCGUGACGAGCGCGAGUGCCGACAGCCUGGUGGUCAACCGCCACUUGCAGGACUGCGACCUGCUCGAGAGGCGAAUCAGCCUGUACGACAAUGUGCCCUUUGCCCAGCUGCCACCCGUCCGGCGCAGGAGCGCAGAGCCCUCGGUUCCAGGGCAGUCGGGGGAAAAGGCGCCGGCUCGGGCCGGAGGGCCGGACCUGCCGUGCGACGUCGACUUCAUGAACCUGGACGACGUGAUCGAGCACGUGAUCGGCGUCCAGCGGACGGUCAGCCUGUGGUCCCAGCAGAUGUGGCGGGACCUGCAGGGGCCCCCCGAGGACUCGUCGGGCAAAGAGCCGUCGCUCUCUGUCGAUUCGACGAGCUCGGAGAGCGCAUCCUCCGCUGCGGGGAGCGAGCGGCGACCGUUCGCGGUCGUGGACGGUUCUGGGAAAGCGACCGCGCGGACGGAGGCCAACGGGAGCCCGACCAAGGAGCAGGAGUCGCCCACAGAGCCUAACAGCCCGGGGGAUCUCGACGGAGGGCUGCCCCUUCUGCACAAGGCCAUGCACGUCACGUCCGUGCCACUGCAGAGCCUGUCCGUGCUGCAGCUGCGUGCCCUGCAGACGCUGUCGCUGCUGAAGCUCACCGCCCUCCUGGAGAAAUACUCUCCCUCCAACAAACUCGGCUGGAACUGGGCUGUGCCCAGCUUCAUGAAGAGAAUUAAGAUGCCCGACUCGAGAGAGGUGAACGUCUUUGGGGCCCCCCUGCUGGUGAAUGCCCAGCGCACGGGCCACAGCCUCCCGCCCGGCAUCCAGGAGGCCGUCACAUUUCUCGCCCAGCACGGCUGCGACCAGGUUGGUUUGUUCCGCAAGUCGGGCGUCAAGUCGCGCAUCCAGGCGCUGCGCGACGCCAACGAGGCGUGCCGCCAGGGCGUGACGUACGAGGGCCACUCGCCCUACGACGUCGCCGACCUCCUCAAGCAGUACUUCCGUGACCUCCCCGAGCCGCUGCUCACCAACCGCCUGUCCGACUCGCUGCUGCUACUCUACCAGUUCGUGCCGAAGGAGCAGCGUCUGCAGGGCCUGCAGGCGGCCGUGCUGCUGGCUCCGCAGGAGAACCGGCAGGCGCUGCAGGCGCUGCUGCACUUCCUCGGGCGCGUGGUGGAGCGCUCGCACGAGAACCAGAUGACGGCGGCAAAUCUCUCCGUGUGCCUGGCGCCCUCCAUCUUCCACCUCACCACCCUCAAGCGCGGAGGCUCAUCCUCCAGGUGCAAGCGGCCACCCAGAGGCUCAUCCCUGCAGAGGAAGCCGAGUCUGGGCAAGCCCGACCUGAAGGAGCUGAGUGAGAACCUGGCAGCCUCUCAAGCGUUGGCACACAUGAUCAGCAAGUACAACAACCUCUUCCAGGUGCCCGUGGAGAUGCUGUGGAGGUGCGGCGCGAUGAAUGCGGAUGAGGGCUGGGCGGCUCCCGGCACCACCGAGCUGCGGCUAGCGGAGGGCGGACGUCCGGGCCUGAGUGACCUCCUGGAUGGGCGCGUGCUGGAGCUUCUGAGAGAGGCUCGCGAUAAGUUCCGCGGGUGGACAGCCGUCCCUGACUGUGAUCUGGCUGAGCUCGCCUACAAGAAGAUAGAGGACGGGAGUCCGCUCAGGCCGUGGAAGGCGUGCGUAGAGGUCGGAGCUCCGGCCUGUGAGGUCCUGCACCGAGUCCUCCGGGAACGGAACCUUUGGGACCCUGACCUCCUGGGGGAGAGCAUCCUGGAAUCGCUGGACGACCAGACAGAAAUUUACCAGCUCGUUCAGGAUGCUACGCCCUUGUUUUCCAAGCGUGACUACGUGCUGCUCAGGACGUGGCGGACAGAUCUGCCCAAGGGCUGCUGUGCUCUUACAGCCGUGUCCGUGCAGCACGCGCUCGACAGCGCUUCCAUUCCCGCCGCCGACACGGUGCGCGCCCUGGUGCUCGACUCGCGCUACCUGGUCGAGCCCUGCGGCGCCGGGCGCUCGAAGCUCACCCACGUCUGCAGGACGGACGUCAGGGGCCGUUCCCCCGACUGGUACAGGCGAGUGUUCGGACUGCGGUGUGCAGCCAAGGUGGCGAGGAUCCGCAGCUCCUUCCAGCCACCAUCUCCUAACAAGCUGUAGUGCUGCGUGCCCACGAGGAGCAGCGUGAUGCGGAGGACAUCGCCGUCAACUUAAACUCCACAGUGCCACUUACUCGUGCUUUUCGUCCAACUCUGUACACACCGGAGCCUGUGGUCUUGCCCAUUAUAACGCUUUGCCUUAUGUCAAAUAGGUAUUUUAAAAAUAGGCACCGCUGGUGUAUGGGCAUUGCUUACACCUCGUGUUUAUUUGGCAGACUUAGCACAAGGUAUUGUGUACUUUAAUGCAUCUUUAUGGGUCUAAAGCCAUAGUAUUUUUGUCCUUUAGGACUCUGCUGCUCUGGUGUUAAGUCAGUAGAUAGACAUGAAUAAUGCACAGUAAUGGUGGGUUCACACUGGAUCACUUAACGUACAGAAUGUAAUGGCCACCUAAGUCUCGCUGGAGUGACGUAAAGUUAACAUUUUGCUCUCGUUGCUGGGUUGAAUUUAGAAGGUGAAGAACCAGCAGCCUAUCAGGAGUCGGGUGGAGUAGAUGGGGACAAGCCAAGAGCAAUUGUCACACACCACGUGACACACCGGGUUACCCUAACAUUAAAUAAAGCUCCGCUGUGGUGAUGUGACCACAGUUUCAUUAUCGUAAAGCACAUAGCGUUUACUUAACGCAUGCCGAAAGUCCAGUGUGAACCGUCACCCAUAGCAAAGGCAAGAAUAAUACUUUCUUAGAAGAGUGAAUCAUGGCCCCACAUUCCACUGCAGCUUUCAAUUGGACCUGUGCGUGAGGUAGCUGUCACAGAGUAGACCUCAAUUUCUGUCCUCUGAACUCUUACCACCAGUCUUUUGGGUCAUAAACAUGUGGCAAAUGGUCAUGUGAAUGAGCUAAUGUGUUGAUUCAUAAACAUGGAAUUGUGGAAUCAUCAAAUGGUGUGAAAUUGCGAUUAAUGGGCAAUGCGGUGUUCCCUCGUCAAGAGAGAUAUAGCUUGCACCACGCACAAAGGUGUUCCCUCGUCAAGAGAGAUAUAGCUUGCACCACGCACAAAGGUGUUCCCUCGUCAAGACAGAUAUAGCUUGCACCUCGCACAAAGGUUUCCCAUCUUUGUUUUCUUCUUCACACAGGUGAUGUACCAUAAAAGCAUCAAUACAUCACGUUGCAUUUAUUUUGCAUUUCCACUCAGAUAUACAAUAUUCACAAACGUCAGGAGUUUUACUAAAAUAGCAUUAAUUUUGUAUACAUAUAUAUCCGGGGCACAGAGAUAUCAAAAUGUGUGCUGUUGAUGUCUUUACCAUUGUGGAAAAUUCAUCAUAUGCCCUGACAUACAGCUUCUAAGACGUACCAUGCUCUUGUUAUUCGUGUAGAUUUAUGCAAGUAUUUUUUUAUACCUUAAAGGAAUGUAAUACGACUUCAAAUGCAUUAUCCACUUGUUUAUCUAGUAAUAUGACGUGUAUGAUAUAAGGUAGUUUUAUAUACUGUGCUGUGUUGAAUAUUUCCUCGAUUAUAUUGUCACCAUAUGUAUCCAUUGCGUAAUAUAUUUUACAUGCGGAAUGAUUGCACUUAAACUUGGAUUAAGACAUAAAAUGGCAGUAUUUUUACAGUAGCACAACUUUCAUUGUUAAUUGUACAUGUGUAUAAGUAAAGCUUAUUCUUUUCACUGA